This is a messenger RNA of Toxorhynchites rutilus septentrionalis, 7632 nucleotides long. RefSeq lists its product as uncharacterized. The transcript is spliced from 2 exons. Lineage: Eukaryota; Metazoa; Arthropoda; Insecta; Diptera; Culicidae. Bases 5 to 5869 code for a protein of 1954 amino acids. The record is from RefSeq and is a predicted model, not a curated record. Gene Ontology annotation, molecular function: nucleic acid binding.
AGAAAUGCAGAUCGUGAGUCAUUGCGCUAAGUGUGACCGACCGGACUCGGCCGACAACUUAGUCGGGUGCGAUACAUGCGAGACGUGGGUACACUUCGGAUGUGCACAAGUGAGCGAUUCGAUCGUCAAUCGCAGUUGGAAAUGCGAUCAAUGUCGUGCAGAGCAUUCCAUAAUCCAACCACAAGGGUCGGUUACUCGUUCCACCUCGAGCAAGCGCUCGUCCAGGGUAGACCUCAACCUGAGGAUGAUGGAGGAACAAAAGGCCAUGCGAAUGAGGAGAAUUCUGGAAGAAGAAGCAGCUCGGGCUGCUACAAGGAAGAAGUUAGCUGUGGAGGAGGAGGAGUUUCUCAAGAAGAAGUAUGAGAUUCUUCUAGCAGAGACGGAGGAUUCGGAAGAUGGAGCCAGUAGGAGAUCGAGACUGAGCAGUCGAGCUAGUCGGGAGAGGGUCCAAUCGUGGCUGAGCAACCAGGAAGUCGGCACAACACACAAAGUGGAAGUAGUGCCAUCCAGUAGCAUCAUGCCAACGGUCGUAGUCUCAGAAGCAGCUCAGCAGUCUAUCGUUCCUGUUCCUGCUACUUCAAGUCCCAUCGUGUCGAACAUCCCUGUUUCGGCAACUUCUGUCCCAGCGUCAACUUCUACGCCAAUUUCGAUGGACGUUUCCAGGAGCGUCGAGUGUGCUGAUGGAACAAUCGUUCCUCAAGUGCAAACUCCGGUGAUGUCAAGACAACACAUCGAAACUACCCCUCGAUCGCAAGUAAGUCCGUCGAUGACUAGAUGCUUCUCUUCUAUCGGGAUCAACUCCCGUGGGCCAAUGGAUGAAGAAAGGGCUCCACUAAAUAAAAGUGCUCCACCUUCGAUUGUCGACUUUUCUUCUGUAGCUGGUCGCAAUCGUCUACCAGAAAAUAAUAAUCAAAUAAAUAUGAGGUCAUCGGGAUGUGAUAAUGUGAUCGCGUCUUCGACUAGUGUAGGGCCAAUGUUACACGAUAGAUUAGUAGAGAAAAGUGUACCAGAAGUUUUUCCCGUCUACUACGGGCCCAGUCACAUACCUAUGCCCAGUUGUAAUCCUAUGUUCUCAACUUCCAAUCCAAGUCUGGGUCAGAAUUAUAACACAAACAGUUUAAUGCAAAACUUCCACAACAUCGUCGCUACUAAUCCAACAAUGUCGUUUCUCAAUGGGGGCGCUGGAUGCUUGACAAACGGGUAUCCAGUAAGUUCACAAAAUCCUGCUUCAUCAAUAACGAUGGGAAUUUCUCGAUCUAUGCUGAAUUUCGGAUGUCAACCAACGUGGAGCAACGCGAAUAUUACCAGUACGAGCGUCGCUGGGACGAACGGUGGAAUAGAGUCGGUCUCCAUGAAACACAUUCCGGUUUCAUCGCAGAGAAGGUUGAUUCUGAACAGUGUCGGCGAAGUUCCAGGACUCACCAAUGUAUCGAUGCCACCUACAUCCAGUGUAACCUUUCCCCAGUUUGGGACUCAGCAACAAUCCGUUACUCCAGUCCGAAAUGGGCCAUCUAAUGAACAAAUGGCGGCGAGGCAAGUGAUGCCACGGGAGUUGCCAAACUUCUCUGGCGAUCCGCAGGACUGGCCGUUGUUCUACAGCUCGUUCUGCAACUCCACAGAAGCAUGUGGAUAUACGGAUUCGGAAAACCUGGCAAGAUUGCAGCGUUGUCUAAAGGGUAGUGCGUUAGAAGCAGUUCGGAGUCGUUUGCUGAUGCCACAGUCUGUGCCUUUCGUUAUCGAUAUACUUAGAAGGUUGUAUGGUCGACCAGAAAUUUUAAUACAUUCUCUCCUCCAAAAGUUGCGAACGGUACCUUCUCCAAAAUUUGAUAACCUGCAGUCGCAGAUUAACUUCGGUCUCGCGGUACAAAACGUCGUAGAUCAUAUGACUAUCGCCAAUCUUCCUGAUCAUCUGUGGAAUCCGACGCUGCUCCACGAAUUGGUAGAGAAAUUGCCACCUCAAAUCAAGAUGCAGUGGUCUUACUACAAGAGCAGAUUCUCUUGUGUCAACCUAACGACCUUUAGUGCUUUCAUGUCCGAGCUUGUGAUGAUGGCCUCUGACGUUACGCUUCCGAUGGACGCCCUCGCACUGAACUCGAAGACUGGUAAAUCGAUUAAAGAAAAACCGAAGCUGUACAUGCAUACUGAGGAUCAGCGGGAGAAGAACUCUGAAUUUGCCGAGAAAAUGAAGACGCCAAUGGAACAGGCAAAGAAGACCUGUGUGUAUUGCGGUAAAGAACGUCACGAGAUCGCGAACUGCAUCCAAUUCAAAGCGCUCGAUGUUGACGGUAGGUGGAAGGCAGUUAAAGAGAAGAACCUGUGUAGGAGUUGCCUUGUACCACACCGCAAAUGGCCAUGUCGUACCAAAAAGGAGUGUGGCAUUAACGGAUGUAGAAUAUAUCACAACAGUCUUCUACAUCCAACGAGCAGUUCGGAAAAGACGAACACAGCGAGAACUACAGGGAAUACAGACACUGUUGUACAUCAAAAUCUACAUCGCUCUAGGUCUUAUUCUUUAUUCCGUUAUUUGCCAGUUACUAUACAUGGAAAUGGAAAACAUGUCAGUACUUACGCGUUCCUGGACGAUGGAUCGAAUUCUACCCUUCUGGAAAACAAAAUCGCGUCCGCUCUAGGCAUCAAGGGGCCAACCGACGGUUUCUGUCUGAGUUGGACAGGCAAUAUCUCGCGGGAAGAAAAAGAAUCUCAACGAAUCAGUAUAGUAAUCUGCGGGGAUGGCAAGAAGUUUAAACUCCAUAACGUGAGAACGGUUCAGCAGCUCCAGUUACCUGCGCAAACGAUGCGCUAUGAGGAUCUAGUCCAAACCUACCAUCAUCUGAAGGGACUUCCGGUUCGCAGUUACGAGGGUGCGAUCCCGGGCAUCAUCAUCGGUAUAGAACACAUACGACUAUUAACUGCAUUGCGAACACGAGAAGGAAAAGACAAUGAACCGGUAGCAACAAAGACACGUCUCGGAUGGUGCAUAUUCGGGAAAAACUCCGACAGCGGAACAGCGAUGGAGCAGUUGAACCUACAUCUAGCUGAUGAGGUGCAAAAUCGCGAUCUGCAUCAGUGGAUGAAGCAAUUUUUUGCCGUUGAAGAGUCGAGUGUAACGGUUAAACCCGAACCGGAAGAAGACAAACGAGCGCGGAAAAUAAUGGAAGCAACCACACGACGUGUCAAAGGUGGUUUCGAGACAGGGCUGCUUUGGAGGUUCAACAACAUCUGCUUUCCCGAUAGCUAUCCGAUGGCAUUGCGGGGAUUGCAUGCGUUGGAGAAACGACUAAGUCGAGAUCCAGUUCUUGAAGCAAAGGUGAGAAACCAGAUAAUGGAAUAUGAAGUGAAGGGUUAUGCUCAUCGAACUACGCCAGAAGAACUUCGAUCUACGAACCCAAAUAAGGUCUGGUAUCUACCUUUGGGAGUCAUACAGAACCCGAAGAAACCGAAUAAGUUGCGGUUGAUAUGGGACGCUAAAGCACGAGCAGGAGGAGUGUCGUUCAACGACAUGCUAUUAAAAGGUCCUGAUCUGCUGGUAGCCCUGAUGGAGGUAUUACUACGGUUCAGACAAGGGAACAUCGCAAUAGUAGGCGACAUAAGAGAGAUGUUCCAUCAGAUUUGGAUUCGAGACGAAGACAAGCAGGCCCAGCGAUUCAUUUAUCGAUCAUGCCCUGGGUCAGAACCCCAGAUAUAUACUAUGGACGUUGCGACGUUUGGAGCGACAUGCUCGCCGAGUCUGGCACAGUACGUAAAGAACAAAAAUGCAACGGAGUUCGCGAGAUCAUUUCCGAGAGCGGUGAAAGCCAUAACAGAUAACCACUACGUGGAUGAUUUUCUGGACAGCGUAGACACAGAAAAGGAGGCCGUCCAGUUGGUUAACGAAGUGAAAUUCGUCCAUUCUCAAGCAGGAUUCGAUAUCCGUAACUUCUGCUCUAAUUCAGUCGAAGUCCUAGCGAGAAUCGGAGAAACGACAGAACGCCAGCAGGUAUCCAUGAACCUGGACAAAUCACCAGAGUCUGAACGGGUGCUGGGAUUGAUCUGGAGGCCAGCAGACGAUGUCUUUAGCUUUGACUUGAGCAAUAUGAAGGAGGAGAUUAGGGAACUUGUCGAGAGUAGAACCGUUCCUAGCAAACGACAGGUUCUGCGAACUGUAAUGUCCCUAUUUGACCCAUUGGGACUCAUUUCACACUUCGUGGUGCAUGGGAAGAUUCUCAUGCAACAGAUUUGGAGAACCGGAACGGACUGGGACGAACUCAUUGUGGAGGAAUUGUGGGAUCAAUGGAAGCAGUGGUGCCAAUACAUGCAGCGUUUGGAUGAAGUGAGAGUACCACGCUGUUUCUUUAAAGGGGUGAACAUCUCUGCACUCAAAGAGGCGGAAGUUCAUCUAUUUGUGGAUGCGAGUGAAUUGGCAUGCGCGGCGGUUCUUUAUCUCCGAGUCCUCGACAGCGGUAAGCCCAGGUGUGCUCUGGUAGCCGCUAAAACUAAAGUGGCCCCACUAAAACCUCUCUCCAUUCCACGUCUGGAGCUUCAAGCAGCGAUGAUCGGGACAAGGUUGAUGGACUUCGUCCUGAAAUCCCUGGAUGUCCAAAUAAAGAAACGCUUCUUGUGGACAGAUUCCUCAACUGUUCUCUGCUGGUUGCGGUCUGAUAGCCGGCGGUAUCAUCAAUUUGUUGCCUUUCGUGUAGGAGAGAUCCUCUCAACAACUACAGUGGAUGAAUGGCACUAUGUACCAUCAAAAAUGAACAUAGCCGACGUAGCCACGAAAUGGAAGGAGGGGCCAAGCUUCGAUCCGACCAGUCCGUGGUACAAUGCUCCAGAAUUUUUAUACCAAGAACAGGAGCAGUGGCCUUCAGAACCCCCGCGGAAACAAGCAGAAACAGAAGUCGAACUGCGUUCUGCAUUUUUAUUCCACGGCAUGAUGCCGAAAGCCGUUGUUGAUUGUUCCAGGUUUUCAAACUGGAAUCGUCUAUUGAGGGCGACCGCUUACGCUUUGCGUGCUGUACGCAGAUUUAGAGGGGAACCGGCGUCCCAGUCGGAUUUUCUAUCUCAAAAAGAGUUGUGUGAUGCGGAAAUAGUGAUAUGGAAGCAGGUGCAAGCUGGAACCUAUUCAGACGAGUACGCGAUUCUGGAGCAUAACCUGACGAAUCCCACAAGUUUAGCUCCAUUCCCGAAAUCUAGUCCACUCUAUCGACUUUCGGUAUUCUUGGAUGAACGAGGUGUCGUCCGAAUGAACAGUAGAAUAUCUACUUCGCCGUCUGUAUCGUAUGACACGAAAUUUCCGAUUGUGCUGCCAAGGAAAGAAUAUGCAGUCUAUCUUCUAACGGAGAGCUAUCACCGGAGGUUUCUUCACAGGAACGGGGAGACAGUCUGCAAUGAAAUGCGUCAACGAUUCUUCGUACCCGGACUUCGAAUUCUGAUUCGGCAGGUGGCAAAGCAGUGCGUGACGUGUCGUAUUCGAAAGGUUGUUCCAAAUCCUCCUCUGAUGUCAGCUCUGCCUGCAGUUCGUGUUACAGGAAUGAUCAGACCGUUUACGUUCACUGGAGUGGACUAUCUAGGACCAAUACAGGUCAAGCAAGGUCGCAGCUUGGUAAAGAGGUGGGUGGCAUUGUUUACCUGCUUGACUAUACGUGCUGUACAUCUAGAAGUGGUGCACAGUCUGUCCACCCAGUCAUGUAUAAUGGCCAUCAGACGUUUUGUGGCUCGUCGUGGUUCCCCGGAGAAUUUUUAUAGUGACAACGGCACAAAUUUCUUGGGAGCGAGCAACAUAUUGAAGAAUCAGAUACAGAAUAUCCAUGAGGACUGUGCGGUCACGUUUACGAACAGCAAGACCAACUGGAUUUUCAAUCCACCAUCAGCACCUCAUAUGGGCGGUUCAUGAGAGCGUAUGGUGCGCUCCGUAAAGGCUGCCAUGUCAGCAAUUGCGGACCAUCCACAUCAUCCGAACGAUGAAGUUCUGGAGACGGUAGUGCUGGAGGCUGAGGCCAUUGUCAACUCCAGGCCGCUAACUUACAUCCCUUUGGAAUCGAUUGAGCAGGAGUCGCUUACGCCGAAUCAUUUCCUGCUCUUUGGCACCAAGGGUAUCACACAGCCGGAGAUGUCGACAAGGCUGGAAGGAGGAAUCCUGCGUGACAGCUGGCGUCUAGCGCAAUGCCUGGUGGAUCAUUUUUGGAACCGUUGGAUUCGAGAGUACCUUCCAACUAUAACCAGACGCACCAAGUGGUUCGAACCGGCUAAGCCGUUGGAAGUUGGGGACCUGGUACUCGUGGUAGAAGAGAGUAAACGGAACGGAUGGUUGAGAGGCAGAAUUCUAGAUGUGGUUAAGGCAGCGGAUGGGCAAGUUCGACGAGCAGUUGUGCGGACUAAAAACGGAAUACUCAACAGACCUGCAGUGAAAUUGGCACUUCUGGAUCUUCAGAAACCUGGGGACGGUCCGGAACUACACGGGCAGGGGGAUGUUACGAAACCACAGGGCAGUUUCGUGCAGUAGGAGGGUGAGCUCAGCCCGUCCGUAGCAGCCAACGUAAAAACAACAAAUAAAUAACGAGAAACGUUAGACAGCAAAACACAGUAGCAAAAACAAAAGAAUCUCACGUGAUACGGCAAAAGAGUGGCAAACGAGUUGAGAAGAAAAAUAAUUAGUUAUCCUAGAAUAAAAACCUUUUCCUAAUAUAUCUAUAUCCUACGCUAUUUACAUUUACAUUCCUACAACAAAUCUUAACCUAUUUCUAUAAUCAAGAGUGAACUUAAAGGUAAAUGAAUUUAUAAACUUAGCUAGACUUAUAACUAAUAGUACGGUCAUUUAGUAGUCACUAAUCAAGAGGAUUUAUAAAAGAAGUGUUCGGAUAAAACGAAGAACAAAACGAAAAUGUAAGUGAAAACUUUGUAUAUUGUGAACCAUGAAUUCAAACGAAUACAUUACAGCUUUGAAGCUGCGAGUUAGCUGCUAUCUGGACGUUUUUCUUAACCCAUCCGAACACUCUAUGUACGAUAGUUAUACGAUUUAAUGUUUGCUGGGUAACUUAAAUUUAAUGCGACAUGUCGAGGCACCACUCAGGGUCGCUUUGGAGGCGAUUUUGGCCUGUAAUUGAACAUUGGCGAUGUGAGUGGUACAGUGUCUACGUCUGGUGGCAACUUUAAUAUGGCGCCAUAAUUUGGGCUCCGAGCUCGAUGUUUACAAAAACCUCCAAUUAAACGUGUCACAUUACAGGUCUGUUCAAUAAUCUAAACGUCGCAUUAAAUGUAACUUACUGUAUGUAAACAAUAUUUAUUCCCAGCUGUUUUGAGGCAUCUCGCACAAAUUGACAAUAUCAUUCAGUUGUCAGUGCAAGUCGGUGCAAUUUUAAGAGUGUAAAAAAAGUUCACUGUUUACAUAAAAGCAAUCUCGAAUCGGUUCCACUUUUUUGCUUGAAGUUACUAUCCCCUGAUAGUCUGCUGAUUAACUGACUGACAGUUAGUAAUGACUUUUGGCUUCUUCACGCAGUUUCUCUGCCAAAACGACUGAACAGUCAGUCGGGCGUUUAGUCGCUAUCUCCCUCUACCGACUCGACUAUAUCAUUUCAUUCUUCCCAGUCAAAUCGUCCUCAUCGCAUUUUGAAGUGACUUCUCCCAAAAUGAAUUCGUUCCUCUCUUUCUCUCUCCCAU